Impatiens glandulifera is the source of this 830-nucleotide messenger RNA. Its product is annotated as MADS-box transcription factor 23-like. The record is from RefSeq and is a predicted model, not a curated record. Gene Ontology annotation, biological process: positive regulation of transcription by RNA polymerase II. The transcript has 8 exons. Gene Ontology annotation, molecular function: protein dimerization activity; DNA-binding transcription factor activity, RNA polymerase II-specific; RNA polymerase II cis-regulatory region sequence-specific DNA binding. Lineage: Eukaryota; Viridiplantae; Streptophyta; Magnoliopsida; Ericales; Balsaminaceae. Bases 1 to 741 code for a protein of 246 amino acids. Gene Ontology annotation, cellular component: nucleus.
AUGGGGAGAGGAAAGAUUGAGAUAAAGAGGAUUGAGAAUGUGAAUAGCAGGCAAGUUACUUUCUCGAAACGAAGAUCGGGACUUCUAAAGAAGGCGAAAGAGUUGUCCAUACUUUGCGAUGCUGAAAUCGGGGUUAUUAUUUUCAACACCACUGGAAAACUCUAUGAAUUCGCUAGUUCUUGCAUGGAGCAAAUCCUAGCCAGAUAUAACAGGCGUCCACUUCCUCAUGAUCAUGAUACUUCAAGAUUGGUUUCAGUUGCAAAUAUUGCUGUUCAUGAUCAUCAUCAGAUAGAAGCAGCACAUGACUAUGAGGCAGAAGUGGAUGCUCUAAGAGCUGAUGUUGCAAGGUUGCGAAGGAUUAACAAAAGAAUGAUGGGGAAAGAAUUGGAUGGCAUGACCUUUAAGGAACUGCAAAGCUUAGAACAUCAACUUAACAAUGGCAUUUUGUCUGUUAAGGAGAGGAAGGAACAAAUGUUGAUGGAGCAGCUUGAAAGAUCUAGAUUACAGGAGCAGAAGGCAAUGUUAGAGAAUCAAACUCUACGCGAACAGAUUAAAGAGCUUCAGCAGGAUAGGAAGAGAUCAUCAUGUGCAUUGAUGAUGAGUAGCAGCCCAAAAACUCCUCCAUCAAUGGUCAUAUGCAGUUCGAGCCAUAAUUCUGAUCACAAAGGAGGAGAUUCCGACACUUUAUUGCGCCUCGGUGGUGUGUGCAGUAUGGCGUCUUAUGAUCAGAAUAAUAUGUAACGUUUAUAAUGACAAAUCACAACUAUUAUAUUACAGAUCCAUGUCAUUUCUUCAUGGCUAGCUAGUUAGAUCGAUUAUUAAUUUUAAGC